AUGUGGACACUCCAGCAGCCCAGGAAGGGUCUGGGCAGGGAGAGAGACCACACCAAGCUGCCAACCACGGUGGCUCCCGCAAAGAAGGAUGGAGAGAAGAAGAAGGGCCGUUCUGCCAUCAACGAGGUAGUAACCAGAGACUACACCAUCAACAUUCACAAGCGCAUCCGUGGAGUGGCUUUGAAGAAGCAUGCCCCUCGGGCACUCAAAGAGAUCCGGAAAUUUGCUAUGAAGGAGACGGGAACCCCAGAUGUGCGCAUCGACACCAGGCUCAACAAAGCUGUCUGGGCCAAAGGAACAAGGAAUGUUCCAUACCGUAUCCAUGUGCGGUUGACCAGAAAACAUAACAAGGAUGAGGAUUCACCAAACAAGCUCUGUACGUUGGUUACCUAUGUACCUGUCACCACUUUCAAAAAUCUACAGACUGUUAACCCCUGUGCGUUUUUGCAUCUCAACCAUCACUUCCUCAAGGAAGCUCUGGACCACACCAACGGGGUCCAGCUGACCAGACCAGUUCUCACAGGCAGAGACUGCGUGGAUCUGUGCUUCUCUGUAUUCCUAGUGCCUGGCACGUAG
Molecule: messenger RNA, 576 nt
Organism: Lynx canadensis (Canada lynx)
Lineage: Eukaryota; Metazoa; Chordata; Mammalia; Carnivora; Felidae
Product: 60S ribosomal protein L31-like
Exons: 3
Coding region: 1-576 (191 amino acids)
Biological process (GO): cytoplasmic translation
Cellular component (GO): ribosome; cytosolic large ribosomal subunit
Molecular function (GO): structural constituent of ribosome
Source: RefSeq, a predicted model, not a curated record